AUGUGGCAAUGCUAUGCCACACGUCCUGAGUUGACCUCUGCCGUGGCACUAUCGCCAAUAGGCUUGAGGGACCACCCGCAGAUCACAACGCAACUUGCCUCGUUUGAGCGUCAUGAAUUCCUCCCCGUACUCAUUGCUGCCGUGGUCGCGCUCUCAUCGGGAGCGACCACCCCGAAGCCCGUGCCCCAGCUCCGCCAGUCCCCGAUCAACCUCCCCCGCUUGUCCGUCGUGCCCAACAAAGGAAGCUUCUCCAUCCAGCUCGAUACUGCCCCCGCCGUCGUUUCUCAUGAAAACCACACCGUCAAGGCGACUUGGAACGCUGGCGCCAAGUCGUUCUUGAAGCUCAACAGCAACGUGUACAACUCGGUGCAGUUUCACCCCCACGCCCCCAGUGAGCACACGAUCGGCGGCGUGCGCUACCCCUUCGAAGUGCACUUUGUGCACCAAGACAAGAACAAAAACUUGGCCGUCGUUGGCAUCUUGUUCGAGUUGGACCCGAACGAUGAACCCAACCCGUUCUUGGACCAAUACUUGAGCGGAUUCAGCCAACUGACCAAGCCCGGCGACAAGUUUACUCUGGAUUCGCUUGACCCGUCGUCGCUCGAUGUGGCCGAUAGCAACGUGUACCGCUACCCAGGCUCGCUGACGACGGAGCCAUACACCGAAGGCGUCGAGUGGAGCGUGCUGCAAGAAGUGCACACGAUGUCGUUGAGUCAGUUGGAGGCGUGGGAGAGCGUGAUUCACCACCCGAACUCGCGCCCGGUGCAGCCGUUGAACGGCCGCUCUGUCAAGCUCGUUGCCAAGAAAUAUUGAGCUCUGAGAUCGCACUGUGUUGGAUCUGCCGUCGUUCUCCUUAGCGUGCCAGGGCAUAUGUGUGAAUACUUGAUAUCUUGUCUUGUUGACGUGAGGGGUUGUCGCGAUUGACCCUGCAUCGGCGACUGCCAUGCCGUUGC
Molecule: messenger RNA, 953 nt
Organism: Aphanomyces invadans
Lineage: Eukaryota; Oomycota; Saprolegniomycetes; Saprolegniales; Verrucalvaceae
Exons: 1
Coding region: 1-813 (270 amino acids)
Molecular function (GO): zinc ion binding; carbonate dehydratase activity
Source: RefSeq, a predicted model, not a curated record